AGCUAUCAUUCCUUAACAUUCUUCAUCCAGAAUCAUUUUCAUCCUAUUAUAAGAUACAUAUAUACUAUAUUACUAUGGAUCCAAAAGUGACUCAACGAUCAUCAAAUAAUGGCUUUAGAGCAGCAAUAAUGGCCCUAAUUCUAACAGUCUCUGUUGGUUAUUUUUUCCUUUGGAUUAUGACAGCAACCUAUGUCUAUAAGAAGACAUGGUUACCCUAUCUCCGAGCUCAGACCAACUCUACAUAUUUUGGAAUUCAAGGUGCAACAAUGUUGAUAUACACAUUUCCUGUCUUAUUUAUUGCCGCCUUGGGAUGCAUAUACCUCCAUCUAGGGAAAAAUUGCCACGAUAGCAAAAUCAAAGAAAAACAUAAGUUGGCUACAUGGAGAAGGCCAGUGAUCAUCAAAGGUCUUGGGAUUGUUUCGAGGACCGAACUUAUGUUUUUUAUCAUGUUCAUUGCCCUCUUGGUGUGGUCAUUUUCAAAUUACUUGCAUAUCAGCUUUAUCAAAAUCACACCAAAGUCUGCUGCAGCAAGUGGAGAACAAGUGUGGCAAGCUAAAUUGGAUUCAGUGGCACUAAGGCUAGGACUUGUUGGAAAUAUUUGCCUAGCUUUUCUGUUAUUUCCAGUAACAAGAGGGUCUUCAGUGCUACAAAUAUUUGGUCUGACUUCAGAAGCAAGCAUAAAGUACCAUAUAUGGCUAGGACAUAUGGUUAUGACUUUAUUCUCUACUCACGGCAUUUGUUACAUUAUCUAUUGGGCUACCACACAUCAAUUAUCCGAGAUGUUGAAAUGGGCAAAGAAUGACAUCUCGAAUUUGGCUGGAGAGUUGGCAUUGCUAUGUGGAUUGGUCAUGUGGGCAACAACAAUCCCACGCAUAAGGAGAAAAAUAUUUGAGCUCUUUUUCUACACACAUCACCUUUACAUCCUCUUCAUCAUAUUCUUUGUCUUCCAUGUUGGGUUCUCUUAUGCCUGCAUUAUGCUGCCUGGUUUCUACCUUUUCAUGAUUGAUAGAUACUUGAGAUUCCUACAAUCCAGAAAAAAUGUUCGUUUGGUGUCUGCUCGAAUUCUACCAUGUGAAACUGUCGAGCUUAACUUCUCCAAAACUAAAGGUUUGAAUUACAGUGCUACUAGCAUCAUGUUUCUGAAUGUACCAAGCAUUUCAAAGAUGCAAUGGCAUCCUUUUACAGUUACUUCAAGUAGUAAUUUGGAGGCUGAGAAGCUCAGUGUUGUAAUUAAAGGAGAAGGAAGUUGGUCAAAGAAGCUUUACCGGACACUUUCUUCUUCCAAUCCUGUUGAUCAUCUAGCUGUCUCUGUUGAAGGACCUUAUGGACCUGCUUCCACUCAUUUUCUGAGGCAUGACUUAUUGGUUAUGGUGAGUGGAGGGAGUGGAAUCACCCCCUUUAUAUCCAUCAUAAGGGAACUAAUCCACACAAGUGAAUCACUAAAAUGCAAUACACCAGAAAUCCUCCUCAUUAGUGUAUUCAAGAACUCAACAGACCUCACUAUGUUAGAUCUUAUCCUUCCAAUUUCUAGCACCGCAUCAGAAUUUUCAAAAUUGAAGGUUCAAAUUGAGGCUUAUGUAACAAGAGAAAAAGAACUCACAAUGGAAAACAGCAACAAAAAUUUGAGGACUAUUUGGUUCAAACCCAAUCCUUCUGAUGUGCCAAUCACUCCAAUUCUUGGCAAAAAUAGUUGGCUUUGGCUCGGCGCAAUAAUAUCAUCUUCCUUCAUUAUUUUCCUCGUUUCGCUAGGGGUUUUAACUAGAUUUUACAUAUACCCUAUUGAUAAAAACACCUAUAAGAUCUACUCUUACCCAAAAAAGUAUGUAUUGUAUAUGUUAUUUAUGUCAUUAUCCAUAGCCAUCACAGCUACUGCAGCUUUUGUUUGGAACAAGAGACACAAUGCCAUGGAAGCCAAACAGAUUCAGAAUAUGGAAGGGGCAACUCCAAUGGCCUCACCAAAUUCUUGGUUCUAUAAUGCAGAUAGGGAGUUGGAGAGUUUGCCUCAACAAUCACUUGUUCAAUCUACUAAUCUCUAUUUUGGUGAAAGGCCAGACCUAAAGAGAAUCCUGUUUGAGAGGAAAGAAUCAAGUGUUGGAGUUCUUGUGUGUGGACCAAAGAAGAUGAGACAUGAAGUUGCUAACAUAUGUUCAUCUGGUUUAGCAGCCAAUCUUCAUUUUGAGUCCAUCAGCUUUAGUUGGUGAUUUCAACAUUUUGAAGACUCAUAACACAUACACAGAAGAAAAAUCAGACGGUUCUAUCUUACUCCCAAAGAAAGGGGAAAAAAAAAAAAAAAAAAAGAGAGAUUAAUGUUCUUUUUUGUUACCUUCGGCUAUGGUUUGAGUUUUAAUGUUUUUACUGUAAAUUUGAAGAAUAACAUGUGUCCUCCGUCUUGAAAUAUAAAUAAUAAUGUUCUUGCUAGUCCCUAUUGUAUACUCCAUUUUUUGGGUAGAAACUUGAAAGAGUUAC
Messenger RNA from Lycium barbarum (goji berry), 2466 nucleotides. Its product is annotated as ferric reduction oxidase 2-like. The record is from RefSeq and is a predicted model, not a curated record. Gene Ontology annotation, molecular function: oxidoreductase activity. Bases 75 to 2201 code for a protein of 708 amino acids. The transcript has 8 exons. Lineage: Eukaryota; Viridiplantae; Streptophyta; Magnoliopsida; Solanales; Solanaceae. Gene Ontology annotation, cellular component: plasma membrane.